Molecule: messenger RNA, 1197 nt
Organism: Micropterus dolomieu (smallmouth bass)
Lineage: Eukaryota; Metazoa; Chordata; Actinopteri; Centrarchiformes; Centrarchidae
Gene: opn8a
Product: opsin 8, group member a
Exons: 5
Coding region: 1-1197 (398 amino acids)
Biological process (GO): G protein-coupled receptor signaling pathway
Cellular component (GO): membrane
Molecular function (GO): G protein-coupled receptor activity
Source: RefSeq, a predicted model, not a curated record
AUGGAUGAUAAAUACGUGUCUAAACUGUCACCUACUGUUGAUUUUUGGGCAGGGAUGUACCUGGUCAUAAUUGCCAUCCUGUCUAUCUUGGGCAAUGCAUCAGUCCUGGUCAGCGCAGGUCAUCGCCUCACCCUGCUGAAAGCUCCCGAGCUGCUGACAGUGAACUUGGCCAUAACAGAUAUUGGCAUGGCCCUCAGCAUGUAUCCUCUGUCCAUAUCUUCAGCUUUUAACCAUGCCUGGAUUGGAGGUGAUACAUCUUGCCUCUACUAUGGCGUGAUGGGCAUGAUCUUCAGCAUAACCAGCAUCAUGACUCUGGCUGUGAUGGGGAUGGUGAGGUACCUGGUAACAGGAAGUCCACCCAAGGCAGGUAUCAAGUUCCAGAGGAGAACCAUCAGAAUUGCGAUCAGUGGGAUCUGGCUGUAUGCUAGCCUGUGGGCCUUGUUUCCUCUUCUGGGCUGGGGCAGCUAUGGGCCAGAGCCAUUUGGACUUGCCUGCUCAAUAGACUGGACGGGCUAUGGAGAGUCUCUAAACCACUCCACCUUCAUCAUGACCAUGUCUGUACUCUGCACAUUCAUCCCCUGUCUGGUCAUCCUCUUUACCUAUUUUGGUAUUGCCUGGAAGCUGCACAGGGCCUACCAAUCCAUCCAGAGCAAUGGUUUUCAAUAUGGCAAGAUUGAGAAGAAAAUCACUCUUGUGGCUGUGAUGAUUAGUUCAGGGUUCUUUAUUGCCUGGACUCCUUACGUGGCUGCCAGCUUCUGGAGCAUGUUUCACUCCCAGGAACAGGGCCACAUGGCUCCAUUUGUCACCCUGUUGCCAUGCCUCUUCGCCAAGAGCUCCACCGUAUACAACCCUUUCAUAUAUUUCAUCUUCCAGCGUAACUCCUGGCACAAGCUCCUGUGCUCCCAGAGACCGAUGUUUUGUUGUUCUCAUCAUGCCAGUUCACCUGCUAAAGGCGGGAAGCUGGAAGGAUCUUGCCACGGAGUCUACUUCAGUGAAGCCCUCCCCAGGGACUCAGUUGGGCCUGGUUCCCUGUUGGCAGUCCAGCUGACCCCUGCUCCUAAUUUCCUGUUGGUGGCCUUCUGGUUCUUUAUCGGCAGCCCGACUGACAUCUGCUCCAGGUUCCUCGUCGGUGAACCUGCUGAAUCCUGCUCCUCCUCAUAUCCAGUUGGCCACCCGGCCAACUCCUGUCCCUGCUGA